Messenger RNA from Rotaria sp. Silwood2, 816 nucleotides. Lineage: Eukaryota; Metazoa; Rotifera; Eurotatoria; Philodinida; Philodinidae. The record is from the annotation of a GenBank genome assembly.
AUGUCUCGAAUUGUAAGAUCAACCUUUGACACUGAAACUAUACGUGAACAGAUUAUGAACGAUAUUAAUGAAGAAUAUGAUAAUUAUCUACGACAGGAUGUGCACUAUCAUGCUCAAAAUAAGGAACGUAUCUAUCGAAAUAUUUUGUUAGUGGGCCUUUCGAAGAGUGGCAAAAGUACGCUAGGACAUAUACUCGAAGAUCCUCGAUACAUUCCUAAAGAGUUAACAUUAUCAUCAAUAUCAGACACAGAAAUCCAAUGUACAUGGAAUAUAUUUGCAGAACCAACUCUGAUCUCAUUAAAUAUCGUUGAAAUACCUGGUUAUAUGAUUGAUGAAAAUAGCAAUUUGUCAGAUAUUAAUAGGACAUACAUAGAACUAGGAAUCACCGAGCUGCAUUUAGUUUGUUUUUGUACAUCUCUUAUUACAGGAAUUGACGGAUAUGCUAUCAAAUUAUUUACACGUUUUAUUCAACAUUUUGGUGAAGAACAAAUCCGUGAUAAUUUAUGUUUUAUUAUAACCCAAUGUGAAAUGAAGAAUGAGGAACAACGUCAAAGCUUACGUGAUGAAUUUUUAUAUGAUACUGAGUGUGCAACGUUGACAAAAAAUCAAGCGGAUAGGAUAUAUUUUUCAGGUGCACUUAAUCCUGAUGAUUAUAAAAGUGCAAAUGAUGUGCUAUUUUAUCAAUUUGAAACUGUUAAUAAUUACAGAAAGAAAUUAUUGCAAUUAAUUCAGAGUGAUAUCAAACCGAUUCACCUAUCAUCGACACGACCGCCAACGCAUCUGACAAAAUCACCACUAUCAUCAAUAUCCGAGUAA